AUGGCCUUCUCCGCGCUCGUUGCGCUACUCACCAUGUACGUAUACCGUGCGAUAUGCUGUUACUGCGCCCCGCGCAUUUCGCCGCCGUCAGCACCAUGGCCUUCUCCGCGCUCGGUGCGCUGCUCACCAUGUACGUAUACCGUGCGAUAUGAUGUUCCUGCACCCCACGCACCCCGCUGCUGUCGGCGCCAUGGCCUUCUUCGUGCUCGGUGCGCUGCUCACCAUGUACGUAUAUCGUGCGAUAUGCUGUUACUGCGCCCCGCGCAUUUCACCGCCGUCAGCGCCAUGGCCUUCUCCGCGCUCGGUGCGCUACUCACCAUGUUCGUGGCCCUGGUGUGGCUGGUGCGUGGGGAUACGCCUGUAGUUCGUGCCAGUGGGAAAGAACUGUCCUUCGUGUUACUUGCUGGUAUUUUAAUGUGUUAUCUUGUCACCUUCGCACUUGUCCUCCGUCCUACAGACAUCAUUUGUUCCUUGCAACGUUUUGGCACAGGAUUUUGUUUCACUGUCGUAUAUGCUGCUCUACUUACAAAAACUAAUAGAAUAGCACGCAUUUUCGAUGCCAGCAAACAUUCAGCCCGUCGUCCGUCUCUCAUCUCUCCUAAAUCGCAGCUUCUCAUCUGUUCACUUUUAGUGUCUGUCCAGGUUAUCAUCGUAGUAGUAUGGCAAAUUGCAUCGCCUGCUCGAGCUAUUCACCACUAUCCUACGCGUGAAGAUAAUAUGCUAGUAUGUGACUCUUACGUAGAUGCCUCAUAUACUAUCGCCUUCUUCUAUCCUGUUGUACUCAUCGUUGUUUGCACAAUAUACGCAGUACUUACACGGAAAAUACCAGAAGCAUUUAACGAGAGCAAACAUAUUGGUUUCACCAUGUACACUACGUGUGUCAUUUGGCUCGCGUUCGUACCGCUUUACUUCGGCACUUCAAGCCACGUGCCCCUUCGCGUCACCAGUAUGGCCGUCACAAUUUCUCUUAGUGCGAGCGUGACCCUUGUUUGCCUGUUUGCGCCAAAGGUGUAUAUAAUCGUGGUGCGUCCGGAGCGCAACGUGCGCGCGAGCCUGUCGGCGGCGCGCUGGCGUGGCGGCGCGGCCGGCGGCGCGGUGUGCGCCGCGCUGGUGGGCACCGCACCGCUGCCUCGCCCGCCCCCACCACCGCCAUGCGCCCCGCAUGCCGCCCAAACGCCCUCCACGGACUUUUCCACGCUCGACGUCAACGAGCGAUCAACGUCCACCGAUCGGCAAGUCCAGACAGACGAAAUGAGCCCAGAGCGGAAUGGUUUGUGUCUGGAUCCGCGAAAGCUGGCUGAAUUGGCGGCGGGGCUGCCCGCCUUUACGGCCGUUGACACCGAUGGAGCCCGGCGGCGGCGAGGACUUCGAGAGCCCACCCCUUUAUAG
Parnassius apollo (apollo) is the source of this 1389-nucleotide messenger RNA. NCBI's taxonomy places the organism in Eukaryota, Metazoa, Arthropoda, Insecta, Lepidoptera, Papilionidae. The record is from the annotation of a GenBank genome assembly.